UUUGGAUAGGAAAAAUAUGCAGGAAUUGAAUUAAAAUUCUGAUAUUCGCUUCAGCCUCCCUCCUCCCAUCUCAUUUUUGGUCUUUAACUCAGUUCUGCUCUCUCAAGUCUCAACACAAAAUUAUUGAAGAAGGAAAGGCGCUUUUGGUUUUUGGGUUACAGAGUUAGAGGCAUUGCUUCAUGUUUGCAAAGAGAGGCUCCUGAUUGUUUGAUAUCGGAUCCAAUCGAGUUUAAGAACAUGGCCUCCACAAUAUUUAGAAGCUUUCAGACCCACCCUUUUGUGUUCCAUCCCACCACAUUACUCAGAAGAAAGAAUGUUCUUUUCUACUGCACAAUGAGAAGUGCACAAACCACCCAGGCAGCUACCCAAGAAAAGGUUAAUCCCCCACAAGCGAAAGUUUCUAACUUGACCCAGAAUAAGACACUUGAGAAUGCCUUGAAGGACUACGAAGCAGUCAUAGGUAUCGAAACCCAUGUCCAGCUAUCUACUCUUACCAAGGCCUUUUGUAGUUGCCCCUAUAAUUAUGCAUCUCAACCAAACACUAGUAUUUGCCCCAUUUGUAUGGGUCUGCCUGGUGCUUUACCGAUUCUGAACUUUAAGGUCAUUGAGGCUGCUGUGAAAGUUGGACUUGCACUCAAUUGCAAAUUGGCACUGAACUCGAAGUUUGAUAGGAAACAGUACUUCUAUGCUGACCUUCCAAAGGGGUACCAAAUAUCCCAGUUUGAUGUUCCAAUUGCGACUGGUGGCUACAUUGAUUUGGAUAUUCCAGUAGAGUUUGGUGGUGGGCACAGAAAGUUUGGCGUUACAAGAGUUCACAUGGAAGAAGAUGCAGGGAAGUUAAUGCAUUCAGAUGAUGGAAUUAUCAAUGUUUGUUCUUUUCUGCAGGUUGAUCUAAAUAGAGCGGGUGUACCCUUGCUUGAGAUUGUUUCUGAACCUGAUAUGAGAAAUGGUAUUGAAGCUGCUGAAUAUGCUGCCGAAAUACAGAGGGUUGUUCGGUAUUUGGGAGUGAGUAAUGGCAAUAUGCAAGAAGGUUCACUUCGUUGUGAUGUCAAUGUUUCUGUCCGACCAAUUGGGCAAUCACAGUUUGGUACAAAGGUGGAGAUAAAAAAUUUGAAUUCUUUUUCAAACAUGAGCAGGGCAAUUGAUUAUGAAAUUUCGAGGCAGGUGCUUCUUCAUAGUCAGGGCCAAGACAAAGAAAUUGUACAGGAAACGCGGCUAUGGGAGGAAGGCACUCAGAAAACAGUUACAAUGAGGAAGAAAGAAGGACUAUCUGAUUACCGAUAUUUUCCUGAACCAGACCUUCCAGGAGUUUUUCUCACCCAAGAAUAUGUUGAUGGUAUACAUAACUCUUUGCCUGAACUUCCAGAAAUGAAGCGUCGAAGGUAUGAAAAGAUGGGCCUAAGCAUGCAGGACGUUCUUUUCCUUGCUAAUGACAUGAAUGUCGCAGAGUUUUUUGAUACUACGAUUACAACGGGUGCUGAUUCCAAGCUAGCUGCCAACUGGAUUAUGAGUGAUAUCGCUGCGUUUAUGAAAAAUGAAGAGUUGACCAUCACUGAGGUCAAGCUUUCCCCCCAAGAGUUGGCUGAGUUAAUAGCUUCCAUAAAAGAUGGGACUAUUAGUGGGAAGAUAGGGAAACAGAUAUUGUUUGAGCUACUAGCAAAAGGUGGUACUGUGAAGGGACUGAUAGAAGAAAAAGAUUUAGUUCAGAUUGUAGAUCCCGCUGAGAUUGAGAAAAUGGUAGAAAAGGUAUUAUCUGAGAAUCCAAAGCAGCUGGACCAAUAUCGUGGUGGAAAGACUAAGCUGCAAGGUUAUUUUGCUGGCCAGAUAAUGAAACUCUCGAAGGGAAAAGCAAAUCCGGGGAUUUUAAACAAGAUUCUAUUAGAGAAAUUAAAUGCCAAAAGCUGAUGUACAUGUUAUCUGCAAACAAUUUGUUUAAUUUACAUUUACACACAACUGCUGAUGAUGCUCCAGAUAUAUAAUCACCUUCAAGCUCCUAAUUUUGGAGUUCAUUUUCUUUCUCUAGAGACAUUUUCAGCAGACAGGCAUACCAUGUGAGAGACCGUCAGUUUUGGAAGACAACUUGGUAAUGUUCAUACUAUUGUUUUGGAAGACAACCAGGCAUUUGUCAUGAAGAUCAUCAGUGAUGCACAGUAAUCCAUUCAUCAAAAUAUCUAGAAUUCUAAGAUGAGACCAUCUACUCAUCGAAUCCAGCAGAACUGCUCUAAAAAUAAGUAUUCUAAACUGAAAACUAACGUGUACAUAUCUUAAUAAGAAAGUUCCUACUUCAGGGACAGAUUGGGAACAAAGUUGUACUUGAAAAUGCCACCACAGAGAAAAUAGUAAAUCGAGCUUUCUUCAAACUCUGUAAAAUCUGAGGCAGAUAAUGCUAUCGGAGAUUGUUUUUGACACCAAAUGAUAAAUCUGUUACCUAAAUCCUCCGCUUUCUCCCAUCUAGCGAAACCGUAGCCAUUUGGUCUAGUCAUGAAACUCACCUUAUAGACCUCAAAAUACAGUUCUAGAUCGGAAAAAUCAUCCGAGCUCCCUACGAAAACCGCUGUCACACGAAAAAUCUCACCCAAGGACUCCACUAAACAAGAGCAUUCCGCGAUGUAAUCAUCACGAGUCACAUAUUGAUUGCUCGGCCAGCGCUGUGCCAAAAUAUAUACAGUUGUUGUCCGACCAUGUUCAGAUUUGUCAUUUGUCAAAGUCCAAAACAUGAACUACAUCGUCGCCCAACACUGCAAAUAGUUUACCGUCUUGAUAUGCGAUCUCCCGAGAGCUAGGGUGCUGGUGAAGGAGCAAGCUACACCAUGCUUUGUCUUCAUGCUUAAAUGUUGUAAGCUUAUUAUUAUUCAUAGUGCGAAUCGUCAAGAGAAACUUACUUUGGCGAGAUGGCUCCGAGGAAAGGACAACGUUCAAUACAUGACUACUACAUAAGUUGGGAAAUUCACCAAGAGCUUGAAUAUCUGAGAAUUGAAUGCUUUCGCCCGAAACUGGAUUCAGAAGAUUGAUGAUUGAAUCCUUGUUCAUAAUUACCAGCCACCCAUGUGAUGAGCCUACACAACAGCCUUCAAAUAAUAUGUUCUUGAUGGUAUAAACCCUUUUCUCUUCGACACUUAAAAACCUGCAACUGUUGUCUUCUUGAUUCUUACCAAGCACGAGCCAUGGACAUUGAGGCAAUGGUUUGUAAUGAGGUGCGGCGAUGUAAGAGUUUGCAGCAUACUUCCAAGAAGAACAAACUGCUUUGAAGCGAAGGA
Fragaria vesca subsp. vesca is the source of this 3257-nucleotide messenger RNA. RefSeq names its product glutamyl-tRNA(Gln) amidotransferase subunit B, chloroplastic/mitochondrial-like. The coding region runs from base 238 to 1905 and encodes 555 amino acids. The transcript is spliced from 9 exons. The record is from RefSeq and is a predicted model, not a curated record. Lineage: Eukaryota; Viridiplantae; Streptophyta; Magnoliopsida; Rosales; Rosaceae. Gene Ontology annotation, biological process: glutaminyl-tRNAGln biosynthesis via transamidation; mitochondrial translation. Gene Ontology annotation, molecular function: glutaminyl-tRNA synthase (glutamine-hydrolyzing) activity.